Galendromus occidentalis (western predatory mite) is the source of this 2353-nucleotide messenger RNA. Its product is annotated as peroxidase. Gene Ontology annotation, biological process: response to oxidative stress. The record is from RefSeq and is a predicted model, not a curated record. Lineage: Eukaryota; Metazoa; Arthropoda; Arachnida; Mesostigmata; Phytoseiidae. Gene Ontology annotation, molecular function: heme binding; peroxidase activity. The coding region runs from base 82 to 2313 and encodes 743 amino acids. The transcript has 13 exons.
CAUUGUGCUACACGGACGGAGUCCACUACUCGCCGCCGAGAGAAGGCAACACCACGGCAGCCAUCAGACAGAGUUGAGAAAAUGAGGGUACUCUUCAUCCUGACAAUGUGCUUCGGCACUUCGGUGCUCGGCUAUUCAGACCAUGCCGGUUUGCUCUGGCGACCAAAGAUCAGUUUCCCUGUCGACCCAACAUCGCCAACGGUUCCUGAUCUUCAUUCACACCUCAUCGAUCAGGCGGUCGACGAAGCCCAGACUAUAAUCGUUCAGCAGAAACUUUUCGAGAGAGCAGCACUCUCGAACAAGGCUCACGCAUACCCGAUGUGUCCGGCUGCUCAACGUCACAUGCAGUUCCGAGCUGCUAAAGGUCCCGCCAUGCAUAUGGACGACAUGAGCACGAUAUUCGAGGAGACCACCAAAGUUCUUUCCAAAAAGAUGAAAAUGUUUUGGGAAGAUGAGUUCCACGGCCUGGCCCGAGCCAAUCUGGCCGGCUCGAAACUAGAGCACGCAGCUGCUCAGUGCCAUCAUCACUCGAACAUAAUCUGUACGGACAAGCCCUACAGAACUGCGGACGGUUCCUGCAACAAUCUCGAGCAUCCCGAUUGGGGCAAGGCGUUCACAUGCCUCCGUCGACUCCUUCCGCCCAGAUACGCUGAUGGUGUCUCAAUGCCGCGAAUUUCCGAAACUGGGCUCCAACUUCCAAACCCUCGGCUGGUGUCCACGACUAUCCACGUCGAUUUGGACCGACCUUCGCGUCACGUCUCCCACAUGCUCAUGCAGUGGGGGCAGUUCCUCGACCACGACUUCGCGCUUUCUCCCAUCAUGAGUCACCCCGAAGAAAUUGUGGAUCUCGGAAAUCCCAACGACGUUGUCGACUGUUGUUCGGAACACAAACGUGAUGAUCCCAAAUGCUUCUCGUUCGACAUCCCGGAGAACGAUAAAUUCUACAGCAAGUAUGGAGAGCAUUGCAUGAACUUCCCGCGAUCGGCCCGGUGUCCGCAGUGCGCCUUGGGUCCCCGUCAGCAAAUCGACGCCCUCACCUCGUACAUUGACGGCUCGAAUAUUUACGGUAGCAACCAAGAAGACACAUACAGGUUGCGUACGCUCUCUGGCGAUGGUCGUCUCAAGUUCGACGUCGGUCAACGCGGUGACAUGAUCCUUCCCGCCUCUUUCCACCCCACCAGAGACAGGUGCUCCCGACCCGAAGAAGGAGACCUCUGUUUCAGAGCCGGAGACGAGCGUGUGAACGAACAGCCCGGUCUCACCGCUAUGCACACCCUUUGGUUGCGGCACCACAACACGAUCGCCGACAAACUGGCUCGUCUCAACCCUCACUGGGACGACGAGAGAAUAUUCCAGGAAGCCAGCUCUUUUAUCGUUAAAUACUUGCGCAUCGUAAUCGCUCAAAUCCAGCACAUCACAUACCAGGAGUUCUUGCCCCUCAUUCUCGGCAAGGCUUUCUACAGGGAAUUCGGACUCGAAACUCUGCCCUACGGAUAUACGACAUACAACAAGAACAUUGACCCUUCGGUACUGAACGAAUUCGCCGGAGCCGUGUUCCGAUUCGGACACACGAUCCUCAACGGUCACUUCAUGGAAGUCGAUCCUCACGGCAACAUCAAGCGCAUUAAGCUCCAGGACAACUUCUUCAAACCCUUCGAAUUCCGUACCGGCAAAAUGGAGAGGAUUAUGCGAGGUCUCCAAAAGCAGGCGUCCCAGGUCUUCGACAAUUUCAUCACCCACGAUGUGACGAAUCAUCUCUACCGUUUGUCGAACGAAACGUUCGGCUUGGAUCUGAUCGCACUGAACAUCCAGCGCGGCAGAGAUCACGGUCUCCGGGGAUACGCCGAUUAUCUCAAGGGAUGCUUCGGUAUCGAGGUCAACACUUUCGAGGAUCUUGACAAUGUCAUGCCUCGGCCCGUGCGUCAGCGUCUUGAGAGUCUCUACGCGCAUGUCAACGAUAUCGAUUUGUUCACGGGAGGUGUCUCAGAGUAUCAGCUUCCUGGAGGUGUGGUUGGCCCUACCUUCGGCUGUAUCAUGGGCAUUCAGUUCUGGAGACUGAAGUACGGAGACAGGUUCUAUUACGAACAUGGCGGUCAGAUCGGAACAUUCACUCCAUCUCAACUCACGCAGAUUCGUAAGAUCACAAUGGCGAAAAUUGUCUGCGAUAACAGCGUCGGACAGCAGUACUCGCAGCAGUGGUCGCUGCAGAUGCUGUCGAACAGCAAUCAAGAGCUGCCGUGUGAAUCGUUCGCCGACAUGGACAUGAGCAAUUGGAUCGAGCAUGGCGGUGACAUCAAGAAGAAGAAGAAGUAGAUCAAUUCCCAACCUCGAGCAGUCGGAGGAAGCCAGGAUU